This is a messenger RNA of Carcharodon carcharias (great white shark), 4547 nucleotides long. RefSeq names its product tonsoku-like, DNA repair protein (gene tonsl). The transcript has 26 exons. Bases 534 to 4472 code for a protein of 1312 amino acids. The record is from RefSeq and is a predicted model, not a curated record. Lineage: Eukaryota; Metazoa; Chordata; Chondrichthyes; Lamniformes; Lamnidae. Gene Ontology annotation, molecular function: protein binding.
UAAUUCGGUUAAAUAGUGGAGCAGGCUCGGAGGGGCCGAAUGGCCUACUUCUGUCCCUAUGUUUCUUCUUCAAUUGGGAUGACCUGGAGAAAGCCAAAUUAAAGGCUCAGAAAAGUCAUGACCUGAGGCAGGAGGCGAGUCUCUGUAACCAGCUUGGAGAGGUCCUGGCGAAACAUGGUCAGUUUCAGGAGGCUAUCAGAGAGCACAGGCUGGAGCUGCAGUUGUCGGAGGUGCUCGGUGAUGUGAUUGGCUGUGCUGUUGCUAACCGCAAGAUUGGGGAAUGCCUGGCUGAGAUUGGGAACUACACGGGUGCUCUGGAGCACCAGCGCAGACACCUGCAACUGGCCCGUUCGGUGGCCAACGACAUCGAGGAGCAGCGCGCCUGGGCCACCAUUGGUCGAACGUACCUGUACAUCUUCGAAACAGACCAGUCGUGCGAGUCGUUGAAGGAAGCGGAGAACGCGUUCAGGAAAAGCCUGAACGUUGUGGACGAGAGGCUGGAAGGUAAGGUUUUCCGGCAUGAAUUGAGUGAGAUGCGAGCCAGACUGUAUCUCAACCUGGGCUUCCUGUAUGACAGCCUGAAAGAUCCGGUCAGAUGCAACCACUACAUUCGCAAGAGUGUCUUUAUUGCUGAGCAGAACCAUCUGUAUGAGGAUCUGUACCGAGCUAACUUCAACCUGGGGAGUAUCCACUGGCGCAAUGGCGAGCACUCCAAGGCUGUCCGCUGUUUGGAAGCUGCCAAGGAGUGUGCCAAGAAGAUGAAGGAGAAGUACAUGGAGAGCGAGUGCUUCAGCAGCAUCGGGCAGGUCUUCCUCAACCUCGGAGAUUUCGUGGCUGCCAAGCGAUCCCUGAGGAAGGCGUUUACACUGGGCUCGCUGCAGCAAUCAGAGCACGACUCAGUGAGGAAGAACCUCAAGAACGCUGUAAAAGGGUCUCGAUUGGAGGAGGCCUUAUCUGAACUACCUGAGAAGGAGCAACAGCAAGAUGGGUUGGGACUUUGCGAGCAGCUUGGGGAUCUCUGCUGUAAGGUGGGAUCCUACCGGAAAGCCAUCGAUUAUUACAAGAUGCAGCUGAAGUAUGCGGAGGUGUUGAGGAAGCCUGACCGGGAGCUGGCUGUUAUUCACGUUUCACUGGCCACCACAUUUGCUGACCUGAGGGAUUAUGAACAUUCUAUCGAGCACUAUGAAGCUGAGCUGGUUCUGCGCAAGGGAAACCCCAAGGAGGAGUGCAAGACCUGGCUAAACAUGGCAUUGGCCAAAGAAGAGGGCGGACAAACCUAUGGUGAGCUGGAGGAGUGUUAUCGGAACGCACUGCGGUGUGCUCAACAGGCUCAGCUACCCAGACUGCAGCUCCGAGCAACAAAGCUUCUUCACACGGCACAAGAGAAGAUGGGUCACCCCGAGGCUAAUGUCACCCUUGCCCAGCUUGAGGACCUGUCGGAGGCACUGGGCAGUGAGAGCGGGGAUGAGAGCGAGGCAGAUGAAAUGGAAAACAGUGAAUCUCUGGAAGAUAGUGAGCUGGAGCUCUCUGAUAGUGAUUAUGAUGAUGGCAUAGAAGGUUAUGAGAAAUCUGUCCCAGGACGGAGAAAGAUUAACCAGUGGAACCGCAGGAAUGAGAAGGGGGAGACGGUGUUACACCGAGCAUGCAUUGAAGGCAAUCUGAAACACGUCCAGUGUCUGGUGGAGAAGGGCCACCCCCUGAAUCCCAGAGAUUACUGUGGCUGGACACCAUUGCACGAAGCCUGCAACCACGGCCAUCUGGAAAUUGUCCGUUUGCUGUUGGAUCACCAGGUGAAUGUGAAUGACCCCGGUGGACCGCACUGUGAGGGGAUCACACCUCUUCACGAUGCCAUCAACUGUGGACAUUUCAACGUCGCUGAACUACUGAUUCAAAAAGGAGCAUCCGUGACAGUCAGGAAUGCCAUGGGUCAGACCCCCCUGGAUAGUCUGCACAAGUGGCGUCAGACUUACUUCAAGCACCUUGACCAGGACACCAAGCAGCAGUGUAAACACGUGGAGAAACUGCUGAAGGGCAGCUCCAACAGAGAAGUGCCGCCUGUUCAGGAUUUUCGAGAGAGCGAUCUGUUUGAUUCUGAAAGUUCACAGUCGCUUGAGCCAAUCGAAUCACGUGUCCCCCCUUUUAGCAUUCGUCCUGUGGAAGCGGAGAGCAGAAAUUACCAGAGGGACUUGGGAGGCUCGUGUGGAAAGAGGCAGAAUUUGAGCGCAGCUCCUCUGACCCAGGGGAGGGUGAUCCACAGACUAAGCCAGCAGCACAGCUGUGGGACAACCAGUGGCCCUGGGAUUCCUCUGCUGUCCAGUACACAGAUGACCGCUCAGAACCAGCUGGAUUGUUCCGCUCUAGCUGAGGAGGAGUCUUCUGAAGAGGAUGUCCCCGUCGAGGUGUUCCGACCAGUGAAGAAACAGCACGGGGUCAUAGGGCAGAGGUCACCCGCUGACCCUGGAAGUGCCAAAACCGAUGGUGGCCAAUUGGCAGCCUUGACCGAUGACGAGAGUUCGAGUCAGGAAGAGGCGAGCGAGUGGCAUUCUCCCAGGACAGGGCAGGAAGGCGACUUGGAUAUUCCCAGUGCUGGGACGUCUGCCUAUCAGCGGGCUAUCCGGAAUUUAGGGAGUGCUAAGUCCAGGAUUUUAUCCCAAGCUUUAGCAGAGCCAGCACUUAACGCUGAGCCGCCGGCAAGAAAAUCGGCGUUGAUCCCCGAAAGCGAGUAUGUGGAGGACAGCUGGCUGGAGGAUGACCUGGGCAGCGGCCGGCCCAAGAAGAGAUCGCGGGAACACUGCCGGCUGGGUGGUGCCAAUGGGUCAGAGGAGCCAAGCUGCAGCAGCGAAGACGAGCUCUGCCCGAGUUCAGAGGUCCCUGAAUCCACUGAGAGGCUCACCCUGCAGAGAAAGCGAUCGAGGCAGAUGCGCAUGACCCAGAUAGUGGACAGGGCUGUCGUCGGGCGGACUAGAAACCAAAGGGGCAACGCGAGGACCAUCGCCGAUACAUCUGUUCCUCGUACAUCUGAGAUCAUCUGCGCAACUCGUGUAUCAACAGCACCUGCCAAUUCAUUGAUAUCAGCUCAACCAUUUAUACCACCUGUCAACUCAGCGGCGCCUCCAUCAAUCAGAGUGAAGGUCAAGGUUCAGGAAGACAUCUUCCUGAUUCCGAUACUACACAGUGACAGCGAGGUGCGCACUGUGUCCUGGCUGGCUGAACAGGCCACCCAGCGAUAUUACCAGACCUGUGGACUGCGGCCCAAACUCUCACUGAAGAAGGAAGGAGCACUGCUCGCCCCACAGGACCCCAUCAUCCACGUUUUACAGAACGAUGAGGAGGUCCUGGCUGAGGUCCUGUCCUGGGAUCUGCCUCCACUGACUGAUAGAUAUAAGAGGGCCUGUGACAGUCUGGCACUGGCUGUCAACGGCCUGGUGCUGAGGGUGUGCGACACCCAGGAGAACAGCACCUGUUUCCGAUUGUCCAACCUGUCCUUGAGCACGGAGCACCUGACCCCCAUCCUGCGGGCGCUCAAGCUACAGACCACCACCCGCCAACUCUGCCUGUCCGGCAACCGCCUGGGCGACGCUGCCGUGGAUGAGCUGCUGGCCAGCCUGGUGACCAUGCCCAACCUGACCCUGCUGGACCUCUCGUCCAAUCAGAUCACACAUGAAGGCCUGAGGAAGCUGUGUGAGCCCAGCGCACCCUCCAGGGAAUCCCCCUUUCAGAGUUUGGAGGAGUUAAACCUCAGCCUCAAUCCUUUGGGUGAUGGAAGCUCUCAGUUCAUAGCCUCGCUCAUCAGAUCCUGCCCUCUACUGAGCACCCUCAAACUCCAGGCCUGUGGCCUCACAGCCAAGUUCUUACAGCAUUACCGCCUCCUGCUGGCAGACGCCAUGAAAAGUGCUGUGCAUCUGAAGACACUCUGUCUGUCCCACAACGCCCUGGGUUCAGUGGGAGCAGAGCUGACCUUGCGGAAUCUACCUCACCACACCAUCACCCACCUGGACAUCGCAGCCAUAGUUGGUACCAGCGGUGACACACCACUUAUGGAGCACCUCACCAGGUACCUGUCCCAGAAUGAUUGCUGCCUGACCCACCUUAACCUCUCCAGGAAUCGCUUGACUGAUGAUUCUGUCAGAGAUCUCUCCAGGUGCCUGUUACUGUGUCCAUCCCUGGUAUCACUGGAUGUGUCAGCCAAUCCUGGGAUAACCACAGUGGGAUUGGAAAUGCUGCUAGCCGCUGUGAGAGAGAGGACUUGUGGGAUUCAGUAUCUCAAUGUUUCAGGUUCCUCGGUCCACGGGCCGUCAAACACGGAAACCGUCGGCGUUAAACUCCGGGAGCUGAGGCUCUGCAGCAGCCGACUCAACAAGUAUGACAAGGAGACCCUGCUGAACCGCCGGCAGGAGGAGGCAGGGUGUGAGCUCCACACUGUGUCCUCUCUCCGCAAGUGUCUGAUCAGAGCAGUGCCCAGCAGCCACUGAUAGAACGGUGUGAUCCUUUCGCACCUGUGUCUGUGUUUAUAUGUAACUAGUAUGUAUUUUUAAUUGUGCAUUUUG